AUGGAGCGGAGCGCGGGCCCCGCGUGGCGGCGUCUGCGGGGCGGCGGGCACCGGGACCGCGACCGGGACCGCGACCGGGACCGGCGCCACCCGCCGGCGCGGGACGAGGGCGGCCGCGAGGCGGGCGGGCGGCAGGCGGGCGGGCCGCGGCGGCGGCGGGCGCUGGCGCUGCCCGAGGCGCGGGGGGCGGCGGCGGUGCUGCUGUACCUGCUGGCGCUGCGGGCCCUGGUGCAGCUCUCGCACCGGCAGCUGCUGAGCCAGCCGAGCCCCGCCGGGCCCCGCCGCUUCAGCGCCCCCCGCGCCAGGGGAUAUCUUGACAACAUAACAGCAAUUGGGCCCAGGACAGUUGGAAGUCCAGAAAAUGAAGUUCUUGCAGUUAACUACCUCUUAGAGCACAUUAGGGCAAUAGAAAGAGAAAGCACAGAUGCCCACAAGAUAUCUGUAGACAUACAGAGGCCCACAGGCUCCUUCAGCAUUGACUUUUUAGGAGGCUUUACUAGUUACUAUGCAAACAUAACCAAUGUUGUAGUGAAGCUGGAACCCCGAAAUGGAGCUGAGCACGCAGUGUUAUCCAAUUGUCACUUUGAUUCCGUACCAAAUAGCCCGGGUGCCAGUGAUGAUGCUGUUAGCUGUGCAGUGAUGCUUGAAAUACUUAGCACACUUUCAAAAUCAUCAGAGCCCCUACAGCAUGCUGUCAUAUUCUUAUUUAAUGGUGCAGAAGAAAAUAUUCUACAGGCUAGUCAUGGCUUUAUUACACAACAUGAGUGGGCCAAGUCAAUUAGAGCUUUUAUUAACCUGGAGGCAGCAGGUGUAGGAGGAAAAGAACUUGUUUUUCAAACAGGACCUGAGAAUCCUUGGUUGGUACAAGCAUAUGUAGUUGCAGCCAAACAUCCCUUUGCCUCUGUGGUGGCACAGGAAAUAUUUCAGAGUGGUAUUAUCCCAGCAGAUACAGACUUCCGGAUCUACAGGGACUUUGGCAAUGUUCCAGGAAUAGAUUUGGCUUUUAUUGAAAAUGGCUACAUUUAUCACACAGAAUAUGACACAUCAGACAGAAUUUUAACAGAUUCCAUCCAGAGAGCCGGUGACAAUAUUCUAGCUGUCUUAAAAUACUUGGCAACUUCAGAUAAGUUGACUAAAUCUUUUGAGUAUCGACAUGGAAAUGUUGUGUUCUUUGAUGUACUCGGCUUAUUUGUCCUUGCAUAUCCAGCUCGUGUUGGCACCAUCAUGAACUAUAUUACAGCAGCAAUGGCUUUUCUUUAUUUAGGCAAGAAAGUAUUACAGCCCAAAACCAGAGCCAUUCAUAACCUGAAGAAAAUUUUUACUGCAUUUGGCUUAACACUGCUAAGCUGGGUCUGCACGCUGGUGAUGGUCCUUCUUGUGGCAGUGUUUGUCUCUGUCAUUGGACGGUCUCUUUCUUGGUACACCCAUUUCUAUGUUUCUGUGUUCCUGUAUGGAACUGCAGCUGCAGCUAAGCUCAUUCUUGUACAUAGGCUAGCCAAGAAGUUGUUCUACAAGAGUAUGAAUGAGCAGUAUCUGGGAGAUAUUUUUUUUGAUGCUUCAUUGAUGAUUUGGUCUGUAGCCUUGGUUGUGAUAACUCAGAGGGGCAUUUGUUCAGCAUUUAUUUGUACAUUAUGGGUAGCAUUUCCUUUACUCACUAAGCUGAUCAUCCAUAAAGAAUUCAGCCAAAAAGGUGCCACAAUGAAGUUUGUCAUGAUGUACAUGCUGGGAAUGUUUGUUCCUUAUCUGUAUAUGAUGUAUCUUACUUGGACUGUAUUUGAAAUGUUUACACCUAUCAUGGGACGAAGUGGUUCAGAAAUUCCUCCAGAUGUGGUGUUGGCAGGAUUUAUUGUGGUCAUCACUAUAAUUCUGUCAUCCUAUUUUAUUAACUUCAUUUACCUUGUCAAAAGCACAAAAGCGACAUUAAUAACUUUAACUGCUGUGUUUGUAGUCACUCUGAUUCUCGUGUGUAGUGGAAUCUUCUUCCCUUACAGUUCCAAUGCAGCUAAUCCAAAGCCUAAGCGCGUCUUUCUCCAGCACACAAGCAGAAGAUUUCAUGAUUUAGUUGGAAAUGUGGUUAAAAGUGACUCUGGUAUAUGGAUUAAUGGAUUUGAUUAUAAUGGAAUAUCUCACAUAACUCCCCAUGUACCUGAAAUCAAUGACACUAUAAGAACUCCAUGCGAGGAGCAAGCCCCUUUCUGUGGCCUUCCUUGGAUUCUGCCAGUGCAUUUCAUGUUCCGGAAAAACUGGUAUCUUCCUGCUCCGGAAAUUGUUCCAAGAAGCCCCAUUCAAUUUAGAGUUCUGUCAAAGGAGCUGAUGCCCAGGAACUCUGUGAGGUUAAGCUUUGAACUAUCUGGUCCAAGUCACAUGUCUCUGUACCUUCGGCCACAUGAAGGGUCAGCUCUGUCCACCUGGUCCCUCGGGGAUGGGGUGCCAGUUGCUAGCAUAGGAGGAGAUUACUUUGUGUUUUACUCCCACGGGCUCAAGGCUACACCCUGGCACUUCUGGAUAGAACUUACGGCCCCAGAAAAGCAUUCAGAUGGAAUAGUCUCCGUCGCCGUAGCAGCACAUUACUUUUUUGGAGAAGAUCAAAAGUCACCUCAACUCAGUGCCUUACGGGAGAGGUUUCCAGACUGGGCAUUUUCUCCUGGUUGGUCCUGCACUUAUGACCUUUUUGUCCUUUAAUGUUGACAGCAAUGCAGCACUCCUUGAGUAACCUCUCCAAUGCAGAAUGUUGUUGGAGCAAACACAUUCCAACAACAAAUACAUUCUAACAAGAUGCCAGAGACUUUUACAAGGAUUAAAAGUACUUUGGUGACAAAUGGUGUUUCUUUAGCAGUUUGACUAUUUAAAGACUACUGCUCUCUUGGGGAUACUUUGUGUCAAUGUGAGUACAGUUUACCUUGGUCCUUUCACUGAAAUGGCAGGUUGACUAGUGGGGUUUCUUAAAAUGAAAACUGCAUUUGAGGAGGUAGCAUUAGAAUAAUAUGUUGGCAAUUGUUUCAAAAGGGCCUCGUUAAAUUAUUUAGGUAUUACACAAAAUAUAACUACUUUAUGUACGUGUGGGGACUGUUCCCUGCCAAUCCUAUCUGUCCUGUUAAAGUAAGACCUUCCUCUAAAAGAAGGUUUACGUGGUGGGGGAGCAGAGGUGGUGAAGUUCUAAAUACUACUUCUGUAAUGAAAAUAGCACUGAAAGCUUUGAUGCUUGUGUAUGUUGUAUUCCCAGUCCUUGGCAGAUGCACAGUGCAGAAAAAUUUAUUCUGUGAUGGAAUGUGGUAAUUAUUUAUCUAGAUUAUAUUUUCCAAAUAAUAUGUUUCUGCCAAAAACUUAGUUCCUAUUGUUUUGCUUGUCUCUUCGGUGUUACAACUUGAGUGGGUAAGUUUGACCAAAUUAUCUUAGUUUUGUUCCUGUUGGGAUCUUUCAGUAUCUGCAUAUAAGCACAUGACUUGCUGUCUUGUAUGUAGGAGUGCUGGGUCCCCACUCCUUGAUGUGGGUGUUUUAGAAUUAAUCUACUGGAAAUAUAAAGUUAUCUUCUAAUUUAUUAGAAUUGGCAAAUUUUUGGUAUCUCCUCUGGAGAGACUUUUGGUAAUAAUGUGACAGUAUUGCACUUUGCUAGUAUGUUAACUGUUUCUUAAAAUACAGGUUGCUUUCCAUAAGGAAAAAUGCCAAGAAGAGUCAUCUUUAAAAAGAUGUCUAAUGUCUCUGGAUUGCUUUUGUUUUAUUUACACAGGAUGGGUUUUGUAAAUGACUGUGGGUGACUUAGAAUGUCUUACAGUUUUAGCUGACAAGCUUUCAGCUUUUUUUAUAGUCCCAGUUCUUUUCAGUGCAGCGUAGUACAUAAUGUUAUUUUCUCAAAUUCACAAUUCUGUGUACCUGAAGAAACUCCUUCAUGCUUUUUUCCAAACUACAUAAACUGUUCUGUGACAUCAAUAUCAUAAGGCACAUUAUGGAGAUUAGUAUUUUGUUCAUAUCAUGAGUAUUGCCAGGAUGCAUGCAAAGCAGGUUUUGUGCAUGCAUCAUCAUUUUCAAGUAAAAACAUGUUAGUACUGGGAAGUUUGCAGGGCAUGUGAAAGAAAAUUUUGUGACAGUUCAAUUUGUGUGAGCUGUGAUGAACCGCAGCUUCCUGAUCAGGUAUUUUUCCUUCAAAUUGUUCUGUAGUUGUGUACAAUAGUGGCAAGAGCCAGGUUUUUUUUGUUGCAAGGUACAUUGGCAGAGGUUGUCAACUGACUCAUGGAAUAGGGUAAGAGAUAUAAUUACUGUAAUCAUAAUGAACUGGCCAUCCGUAUCUUUAAACUAGUGGGUCUUUCUCCAUUAACAUGCAUUAAACAUCACUCACUUGAUUGUAUCUGAUUUGAAAGUACAAAGCCUGUAUUAGGCAUUAAUUGUGGGGUUUUUUUAAGUACUAUUAAUUAUUUCUAGAGUAGAAUUUUAGUUCAUAACUUGUCUUGAAUUUCAGUAAAUGUUUUGUACUGUACUUUAGGUGAUGCAUAUCUAAUUAACUAAAAACUGCACUGAUAUUUACCAUCUUCCUCAGUUUUUUUAUUCUCAUCUCGCAUUUUGCCUCCAAUUUAAAGCUUUAAAAGAGUGCUGUGUGAAGAAUUUUUACUGGGAGCCAAAAUUAUAAAAAUGCCUGUUAGCAAUUUCUGCAACUUCAGUGAAGCAAUAACUUUUGCUAACUCAGGAUUUAACCUUUAUUAAAUAAUUUAAUUACGAGGGAUGUCUGAUUUGUUGUACAUUUCUGUCUUUGGAAAUAAAAGCAAAAUUUAAUCAGUGAAACUUGAUUUUUCAGCAUCAUUAAAGGUAUAUUUGAGUUGUUUUUCUU
This is a messenger RNA of Apus apus (common swift), 4819 nucleotides long. It is a transcript of the gene ERMP1, whose product is annotated as endoplasmic reticulum metallopeptidase 1. The record is from RefSeq and is a predicted model, not a curated record. Gene Ontology annotation, molecular function: metalloexopeptidase activity. Bases 1 to 2682 code for a protein of 893 amino acids. The transcript is spliced from 15 exons. Gene Ontology annotation, biological process: proteolysis. Lineage: Eukaryota; Metazoa; Chordata; Aves; Apodiformes; Apodidae.